This is a messenger RNA of Cololabis saira (Pacific saury), 2731 nucleotides long. Its product is annotated as transcription factor COE3-like. Gene Ontology annotation, molecular function: RNA polymerase II cis-regulatory region sequence-specific DNA binding; DNA-binding transcription factor activity, RNA polymerase II-specific. Gene Ontology annotation, biological process: regulation of transcription by RNA polymerase II. The transcript is spliced from 16 exons. The coding region runs from base 600 to 2246 and encodes 548 amino acids. The record is from RefSeq and is a predicted model, not a curated record. Lineage: Eukaryota; Metazoa; Chordata; Actinopteri; Beloniformes; Belonidae.
GAAGGCGCUCCCCGCCGGGACGGGAGGGGAGGAGAGCCGCCGCGGCCGCCCAAUCCCCCGCUUCCCCCGGGAGUCUCCCCCCCCGGCCGCUCCGUCCCUCCUUCCCUCCCGUUUCCUAAUCAUUUCAUUUUAGUCCUUUUUUUUUGAAGCGAGGCUCGUUUUUUAUCCCACUUUUCAUUUUUCUGCGUGCAGCAGCAGCGGCUGCUCGGCUCCUCUGAUCCCCGCUUUCCGCGGCUCCUCUCCCGGCUCCGACCCCCCGGACCCCCGGUCCCCAUCACCGGCUCUGCGCGGCUCCCCUCCCCGCUCCAGGCGCCCCGGAUCCCCGCAGAUGCUGCCCCCGCGCCGGCCCUCCGCAGCCCGGACUGGGAUCUAAAACAAACCCCCCGGAGCAGCUUGCAGGACCCGGGACUGUAGUGGACCCGGACCCGGCCCCCCCUCACCCCCCCCGGCCCUGCUCCUCCUCCCCCUCCCUCCUCUUCUCUCCUCCACCUUAAUCCAGGUGGUCCUCCGCUUCUUUGAGUCGCGGCUGCAGGGAGGAUUUACUCUUCAUCUCCGCGGCGGAGUGCUCCAGUCCCCGCUCCCUCAAGGACCCUAGUGUGAUGUUCUCCAUCCAGGACGGCCUCCCCCGGGGCGGCCUGACCAUGAAGGAGGAGCCGCUCCCCACCGGCAUGACCCCGGUGCGCUCCUGGAUGCAGGGCGCGGGGAUCCUGGACGCCAACACGGCGGCCCAAAGCGGCGUGGGUCUGGCCCGGGCUCACUUUGAGAAGCAGCCGCCCUCCAACCUGAGGAAGUCCAACUUCUUCCACUUCGUCCUGGCGCUGUACGACCGGCAGGGCCAGCCGGUGGAGAUCGAGAGGACGUCCUACGUGGACUUCGUGGAGAAGGACAAGGAGUACAACGGGGAGAAGACCAACAACGGGAUCCACUACAGACUACAGCUCCUCUACAGCAAUGGGAUCCGGACAGAACAGGACCUUUACGUCCGGCUGAUCGACUCCAUGACCAAGCAGCCCAUCCUGUACGAGGGCCAGGACAAGAACCCGGAGAUGUGCCGCGUGCUGCUGACCCACGAGAUCAUGUGCAGUCGGUGUUGUGACAAGAAAAGUUGUGGGAACCGUAACGAGACGCCGUCGGACCCGGUCAUCAUCGACAGGUUCUUCCUGAAGUUCUUCCUCAAGUGCAACCAGAACUGUCUUAAGAAUGCCGGGAACCCCCGAGACAUGAGAAGGUUCCAGGUGGUCGUGUCCACCACGGUCAAUGUGGACGGCCACGUCCUGGCGGUGUCCGAUAACAUGUUCGUGCACAACAACUCCAAACAUGGCCGCCGCGCCCGGCGCCUGGACCCCUCCGAAGCAGCCACCCCCUGCAUCAAGGCCAUCAGCCCCAGUGAGGGCUGGACCACCGGCGGCGCCACCGUCAUCCUGAUCGGGGACAACUUCUUCGACGGGCUGCAGGUCGUGUUCGGGACCAUGCUGGUCUGGAGCGAGCUCAUCACGCCUCACGCCAUCCGGGUCCAGACUCCGCCCCGCCACAUCCCCGGGGUCGUGGAGGUCACGCUGUCCUACAAGUCCAAGCAGUUCUGCAAGGGAGCGCCGGGCCGCUUCGUCUACACCGCCCUGAACGAGCCCACCAUCGACUACGGCUUCCAGAGGUUACAGAAGGUCAUCCCUCGCCACCCCGGGGACCCCGAGAGGUUACCGAAGGAGGUGCUGCUGAAGCGAGCGGCCGACCUUGUGGAAGCUCUGUACGGGAUGCCGCACAACAACCAGGAGAUCAUCCUGAAGCGAGCGGCCGACCUGACCGAGGCGCUCUACAGCGUCCCCCGCAGCCACAACCAGCUGCCGUCGCUCACAGGCUCCGCCCACUCAGGGAUGAUGGGCGUGAACUCGUUCAGCAGCCAGCUGGCCGUCAACAUCUCCGAGGCGUCGCAGGCCGACCAGGGUUACUCCCGUAACUCCAACAGCGUGUCGCCCCGCGGCUACGUGCCGAGCUCCACCCCCCAGCAGUCCAACUACAACACCAUCACGUCCAGCAUGAACGGCUACGGCGCGGGGAUGACCAACCUGGGCGUGGCCGGCUCCCCCGGCUUCCUCAACGGCUCCACCGCCAACUCCGCUUACGCCAUCAAACAGAAGAGCGCCUUCGCCCCCGUCGUGCGGCCACAGACCUCCCCGCCCCCCACCUGCACCACCACCAAUGGCAGCAACCUCCAGGCCAUGGCCGGUCUCAUCGUGCCCCCCAUGUGAGGAGGAACCCCAGAAGGCACCACAGAGCCCCCCGUCCCCCCAACAACCCCCCACAUCCAUCAGCCCUCACACCGACCAAGCCGUCUGAGCCGGAGCCGCCGCUGCACCGGAGUCUUCCUCGACUCCUCCUCUUCUCUUCCUUGACUCCGCCCCCAGCCCAGGAGGCCCCGCCCCUCAGGCUGGCAGAGGCCGCCGCCCCCUCAGAGGACACGUCUGACAUACGAAACUGGAAUCUUCAGGAGUCUGUGGGCGGGUCUGGGGGCGGGGCCUGAUCCGUCCGAGCCGCUGGGACACAGGAAGUGGGCGUGGCCACCGGGAGCUUCUGUUCAACGGAAAGACGUCACACGUGUAAAAUGUCGAGAUGCUUUUGCACGUCAAUCACUGUUUUAAUUAUCGCGUUUGGUUUUGUUUGACAAAGAAAAGUUUCUGCUAAUCAGUUAUCGGAGAAACGCCUAAUCUGCUGAAGUUCUACCUGUGGAACACGU